Brassica oleracea var. oleracea is the source of this 1125-nucleotide messenger RNA. RefSeq lists its product as uncharacterized. Bases 1 to 1125 code for a protein of 374 amino acids. The transcript has a single exon. Lineage: Eukaryota; Viridiplantae; Streptophyta; Magnoliopsida; Brassicales; Brassicaceae. The record is from RefSeq and is a predicted model, not a curated record. Gene Ontology annotation, molecular function: zinc ion binding; nucleic acid binding.
AUGGAUCCAGAGGGUACCCCCUUUACGCUUGACUCAGGCGAAGCUUGCGUUAAGAUACCAAAAUCAGUCAUUGAGCGUAACCGCAAGGCUUGGGACAGUUUCAUUAUUGGGCAGUUCUACGAGGAGGCACUUGCGAGAGGUGCAGUUCAUGCCAUCGUCAACGGUAUGUGGAGUAAACAGCGCCGUGAUAUCUCAGUGUCCAAAAUGGAUGGAAAUGCCUUUCUCUUUCGAGUUCCUUGCCCACAUGCUAGGCGCAGGAUACUCAAACAGUGCUUAUGGCAAGUCGACGGCCAAACAAUGUUUGUUGCAAAGUGGGCUCCGGGUGUCACUCCGGAGAAACCAGCUUUAUCUACUGUUCUGGUCUGGCUUGACUUCCAUGGAGUCCCUCUGCAAUUCUUCAACAGGGAUGCUCUAAAGGAGAUAGCAGGCCUUGUGGGUCAUCCCCUGUACCUUCACCCGUCUACAGAGAACCUCACUAACAUUGAAGUGGCUAAGGUGUAUACUGUGAUUGAUCCGCAGACGCCGCUACCAGAGGCAGUAAAUGCUCAAUUCGAGUGCGGAGAAGUGGUGAGAAUAGGGGUCUCGUGCCCUUGGCUCCCGUCACUGUGCUCUCACUGCUCCAAAGUUGGGCACACCAUCUCUAAAUGUCCAGCUGCUCCUCCUCGUUGCUUGAUUUGCAGAUCUGUAAAGCACUCCACAGAUGCUUGUACCAGAACAAAUUCAAACAAGGAUAAUGGUAAAGCUCCAAUUCCCAGCCAAUACCCCAUCGUUGGAUCUUCUGGAACGGGUAUACAGAAUCAGAAGAGAUCUGUUCCAAUCCUCUCAAAGGGAAAGCCUCCUGCCUCGAAACGCUGGGAGCGAUCAGACAAGAUGAACCUAAUCGAUCCCCCCCUUAUAGCUCCUCCUUCAGUCGGGUCAUCACGUCAAAUAGCCAACUUUGAGCAACAUGAUGUCUCAAUAGGCAGGCUCUUUGUUGAUCUUCAACCUGAGAAUUAUGAGUCACCUAUUGCCUCUUCUAAAGGUACCUCUGAAGAUGAGGAUCCUGAUCCUGACUCAGAAGGGUUAUCUAACGAUGAAGACAAUCCAGAUGAUGAAGAUGAUCAGUUCAUUCGUGUUAUAUCGUAA